Molecule: messenger RNA, 258 nt
Organism: Bipolaris maydis ATCC 48331
Lineage: Eukaryota; Fungi; Ascomycota; Dothideomycetes; Pleosporales; Pleosporaceae
Source: RefSeq, a predicted model, not a curated record
AUGGGUCUUGCCCUUACCAUUUACGCAAGCCCGGAGCCCGCUGUUGAGAACCUUAAGCGCCAAUAUGCUCGAACAGCGUGUGUUCAAAACUAUAGGAACGAUGCGCCUCAAGGAUACUGCCAGACGUAUAAUGGUGAUGGCCUAGCGCUAGGUGAUGGCCAGGCGUGCCGCAAGUCCAAUCCUUGCAAGGUUGAGGGUAAUGGAUGCAUCCUGAACAUUGAAAAUUAUGAGGGCGGUUGGUAUGCCAACUGCAGCUAA